UAUAAAUUAAAUGUACAUCCUUUUAUUUGUAAUAUUAUAAAUGCUCGAAUUCUGGAUGAGCCAUUGGAGGGGCAAGGAAGAAAUCAAUUAUGAUAUACAUAUAAGGAUCCCCGGACGAGGGAUGUGAUCAGAAGUAGAAAGUCAGUCAAUCAGUUGUUACUGUGAAAGUUCUUAUGUCUAUGAGAUAUACAUAGUGCGAAGUAUUGUUCUUUCUCUCAUCGAUUCAUCUAGUUUUAAGCAUGAAAUCAAUUGAUAUAUGAAGAUCCCCGGACAAGAGAUAUUAUCAGAAGUAGAAAGUCAGUCAAUCCGUUGUUACUGUGAAAGUUCUUAUGUCUAUGAGAUACACAUAGUGCGAAGUAUUGUCCUUUCUCUCAUUGAUUUAUCUAGUUUUAAGCGUAACAUUUAAACGCUGGAACACUCCACGUGGAAAUAAGAGUAAGUUUGUUUCGCUCACUAUAUGCGGAUCAACUCUUUCGAUGAAAUAUGAGCACCAUGAAUCAAACUAACUCACGUCUCAAUAUGGAUGAUGGAGAAGAAAUCGUUAUCUCUGGUAUUGCUGGUCGAUUUCCUGACACAAACAAUUUAAAAGAGUUUCAAGAAAAUCUUUCGAACAAGGUGGAUCUUGGUUCGAGUAAUCAUGGACGGUGGAAUAAUUGUUAUAAUAUGUGUCAUCGAAUCGGUAAACUCAACAACUUAGAAAAGUUUGAUUCGGAAUUCUUCAACAUACCUGCUGCAGAAGCUCACAUGAUGGACCCUUCGGCCAGAAUGUUCCUUGAGCAUACUUAUGAAGCAAUUAUUGAUGCCGGUGUUAAUCCUAAAGAAUUACGGGGAACAAGAACAAGUGUUUUGACAGGAAUCUGUGUGUCUGAUACGGAAAAUUAUUUUAUUUAUAGAAAACCUCAGGUAUAAUAUAUAUUCUAUGAUCUAAA
This is a messenger RNA of Vollenhovia emeryi, 929 nucleotides long. Its product is annotated as fatty acid synthase-like. The transcript is spliced from 3 exons. NCBI's taxonomy places the organism in Eukaryota, Metazoa, Arthropoda, Insecta, Hymenoptera, Formicidae. The record is from RefSeq and is a predicted model, not a curated record. Gene Ontology annotation, biological process: fatty acid biosynthetic process. Gene Ontology annotation, molecular function: fatty acid synthase activity. The coding region runs from base 484 to 909 and encodes 141 amino acids.